AUGAAUGAGAUUCCCGCACAUUCCAUUCCGGAGUUCUGGGAAGUCACUUCCGAGGGAGCGUUGGUGGAAAGUUUAGCGCCGCAAAGUCUUUCCGGUGACGCUGCAUCGCUCACUGAGCACGAGAUCGAGUUCGACGUCAAGCCUAUUGCUGGCGGUUUCUCGUUCUCUGCUCUCGCGAGUACUCUGAACGAUGGCGUCUACAUUUGGUGCAACAUUGCCAAUAGAUCAGUCAGCGCUAACUCAGGAUCUUCAGAAAAUGUCGAUUUUCUCGCAUUUGCUACUCUCCCAGCUAACAUCACAAUUGGAAACUGGCACCAUGUGAAGGCUAUCAUCAGCACUGAGUUCAAUUCUGUCUACAUUGGCUCCAACAAGGUACUGGAAUUUUCGCAAACCUACGCUUUCUUCGGGUCUUCUGGAUUGGGCGCCGCUCUUGGUCAGUCUGCGAUGUUCCGCAACUUCACCUUAGCUAGCCCAGCAGUCAGUUUCAAAUACUCAGCACAACUCACCGACAUCUCGUUCCUUCCGGACUUUCUUAUGGGCACUAACCCUAUCGCCACUGCGGUGGACGGUUCAAAAGGUGACCGCAUCUCUUACGCUGGAGAUCUUGAUGUCACCGUUGGCUCUACUAUGGUUAGCACUGUCGGUGUUGAGUAUAUUGAGGGGAAUUUGGAGCUGUUGGGUUCCUCUCAAUUGACACCUGGUAUUUUCAGUCCGACCGCCAAAAUCCAGCAGGAGCCAUAUGCUAGGCCUCUCGAGGGCAACCUGACUGGGCUUAUUGGCUAUUCUUUCAACCUGGUCACAGCAGCCGCCAGUUUCUACCAUUAUACAGGAAACGCAAGCAUUGCGAAAAAGUGGGCAACUAGAGUUGUUCGCAUGCUAGACUUGGCUGAUUCUCAGGUCCUUCCUGGUAACGGGUUAUUCAAUAUUUCCGAUCCUGCUUCCGGUGGCGACUGUAACUAUUAUGACCCUGCGCAAAGUGGCGUUGUGACGAAGUUCAACAUGGGCUACGCCUACGCGCUCUAA
Messenger RNA from Alternaria atra, 1023 nucleotides. RefSeq lists its product as uncharacterized. Bases 1 to 1023 code for a protein of 340 amino acids. The transcript has a single exon. Gene Ontology annotation, biological process: carbohydrate metabolic process. Lineage: Eukaryota; Fungi; Ascomycota; Dothideomycetes; Pleosporales; Pleosporaceae. The record is from RefSeq and is a predicted model, not a curated record.